ACUAGAGCACUUGUCAGGCCAUCAGCUUGCAGAUGCACCAUGAGCCAUGAUAGUUGUACUGAAGUUCUAAGCAAUUUUUCUGGUGUUUAGACAGUUGCUUUAGUGCCUGAAUGUGGACUGUUUGUUUUGGAAUAGGUGACAUGUCAGCAGCAGUGCCAAAUGUUACAUUGAAAAUUGAUCCUCAGGAUCUUCAGAUCCAGACAUUUACAGUGGAGAAGCUGUUGGAACCAUUGAUAAUUCAGGUUACCACAUUAGUGAAUUGUCCACAAACCCCUUCUAAUAAGAAAAAAGGAUGUUCCAAAAGAGCCCGUGUCCUCCUAGCUUCUGUGGAAAAAGCCACUUGGAAUCUACUGGAGAAAGGGGAGAAAAUUGCUAAGGAAGCCAUUGUAUUUAAAGAGGAACUUAAUGCAGCACUUAAUGAUGUUCGUAAAGAGAGUGAAGCUUUAAGAGUAUCAGCAAAGGAAUUUACCAGUGAUCCCUGUUAUCUGCCUAAAAGGAAAUCUGUUGUUCAAGCAGCACGCUUCCUUCUGGCUGCUGUCACUAGACUUCUGAUUCUGGCAGACAUGAUUGAUGUGGCAUACCUAUUGCAACAUUUAACAGUGUUUCAAAGAACAUAUGAGUCUCUACGAAACGUGUCUAGUAAAUCUGAACUACAGAAAACCUACCAGAAGCUUGGGAAAGAUCUGGAAAAUCUAGAUUAUUUGGCCUACAGACGUCAACAGGAUUUGAAAUCUAGCAAUCAACGAGAUGAAAUUGCAGCAGCACGUGCUUCUCUGAAGGAAAAUUCGUCUCUUCUACAUUCAAUUUGUUCAGCUUGUUUGGAACAUUCAGAUGUUGCAUCCCUUAUAGCCAGCAAGGACUCAAUUUGCGAUGAAAUACAGAGCGCUCUCAAUGUCAUUUCUAAUGCUUCUCAAGGAAUUAGAAAUCAAAAGGUUCAUCCUACGACUCAUUCAGCUAUGCUAGGAAGUGCACUUGAUGAGCUUGAGAGUUUAAUCAUAUUGGAUCCACUUACAAUGAAUGAAGAAAAAAUAAGGCCAUCACUAGAGAAACGUUUGGAAGGGAUUAUCAGUGGGGCAGCACUGUUAGCUGACUCUUCCUGCACACGUGACUUUCAUCGAGAACAAAUAAUCACAGAGUGCAACGCCAUCCGCCAAGCUCUCCAAGAUCUUCUGUCUGAAUACAUGAAUAAUGCUGACAAGAAAGAGAGGAGUAAUGCCCUGAAUAUAGCAAUAGAUAAUAUGUGCAAGAAGACAAGAAACCUUCGCAGACAGCUUCGGAAAGCUAUUAUAGAUCAUGUCUCAGACUCCUUCUUGGAUACCACUAUUCCACUUCUAGUUCUCAUUGAGGCUGCUAAAAAUGGAAGAGAAAAGGAAAUAAAGGAAUAUGCUGCUAUAUUUCAAGAACACACCAGCAGGCUUGUGGAGGUGGCUAAUCUUGCUUGUUCACUAUCAACUAAUGAAGAUGGAAUUAAAAUUGUCCAAAUGGCAGCUAAUCACAUAGAGACUUUGUGCCCACAGGUUAUUAACGCAGCUUUAGCUCUUGCUGCCAGACCAAAAAGCCAGGUGGUAAAAAACAGCAUGGAAAUAUAUAAGAGCACAUGGGAGAAUCGCAUACAUGUUCUUACUGAAGCUGUGGAUGACAUUACAAGCAUUGACGAUUUUCUUGCUGUAUCAGAAGGCCACAUUCUGGAGGAUGUAAACAAGUGCAUCCUUGCACUGAGAGAACAGGAUGCUGAUGAUUUAGACCGUGCAGCCGGUGCCAUCCGAGGGCGUGCUGCAAGGGUGGCUCAUGUUGUCUCUGGUGAAAUGGAUAGUUAUGAGUCUGGGGUUUACACUGGAGGAGUGAUGAAAAAUGUUCAAUAUCUGACAAAUACUGUGAUUCCAGAGUUUGAUACUCAAGUCAAUAUUGCACUGGAGGGCUUAAGCGGGAACACAAUGCAUCAGUUUGAUGACAGUCAAUUUGUGGACAUCUCAAAGAAGGUCUAUGAUACAAUUCAUGACAUCAGAUGUUCAGUCAUGAUGAUUCGGACGCCGGAGGAAUUGGAAGAUAUAUCGGACCUUGAAGAAGACUACGAUGCACACAGUCGUACCAGUGUUCAAACUGAAGGGAAAACUGACAGGGCUAAGAUGACUCAGCUGCCAGAGGCUGAAAAAGAAAAGAUAGCUGAGCAAGUGGCUGACUUCAAGAAAGUCAAAAGGAAGCUUGAUGCAGAGAUUGAAAUAUGGGAUGACACCAGCAAUGACAUCAUAGUUUUGGCUAAGAGGAUGUGUGUGAUUAUGAUGGAGAUGACAGACUUCACAAGGGGCAGAGGCCCACUGAAGAAUACAUCUGAUGUGAUCAACGCAGCAAAGAUGAUUUCAGAGUCUGGAUCCAGGAUGGAUGUGCUGGCGCGACAGAUUGCUAACCAGUGUCCAGACCAAUCAUGUAAACAGGAUGUAUUGGCUUACCUGGAACAGAUCAAGCUCUAUUGUCACCAGCUCAAAAUCUGCAGUCAAGUUAAAGCAGAAAUUCAGAAUCUCGGUGGAGAGUUCAUCAUGUCUGCUUUGGAUAGUGUCACUUCACUAAUUCAGGCUGCCAAAAACUUAAUGAAUGCUGUGGUGCAGACAGUGAAGAUGUCCUAUAUUGCCUCCACUAAGAUCAUCAGAAUUCAAAGUCCUACUGGCCCACGACAUGCUGUUGUGAUGUGGAGGAUGAAGGCUCCAGAAAAGAAGCCCCUGAUUAAAAGAGAGAAGCCAGAGGAAAUCUAUGCAGCUGUCAGAAAAGGUUCUGCUAAGAAAAGGAUCCAUCCUGUUCAAGCUAUGAGUGAAUUUAGAGGAAGAGCAAUAAUCUAAAAUUACUAUUUUGCCACUGUGCACAUUUCAUACCUUGCAACUGCUCGUAUGGCAUCUUUAUUUUUCCACUUGUUUAAUUCUAGAAGUAUGCUAAUAUUUGGAAAUGCUCUUCUUUUUGUAUGUUUAACAUUAGCGGUAGGGUAUUUCAUCUUUAAAAACAGAUAUUUAAAAUGCAGAUUUGAUUAGUUAAUAGUAUACCAUUUAAAAUAACCUUUUAAAAAAUCAUCUUAUGUUAUUGCUCACUUUUACAAAGCCUUUUUUUUGCAGCUGAGCAUUUUGAAUGAUAGGUUAGGAUGCUGUGUUAUAACAAGAGUUAGCCUUCAUGUAAUUGAAAGGCAAGGCACAAGGAGUCAACUUCAUCACUGGUGUAACUCUCUUGACUUCAGUGGGGUUACACCAAAGAUGAAUGUGGCCUGACAGUUUUAUAUUCAGAGCGCUUUAUGACAUACAGGCUUCUGUGGGUAGGAUAUAUUGGGCCAUCUCCUUAGCUGGCCUAAAUCACAGGAAAUGUACUGAGUUACACCACAUAGGGAUCUAGCCCAUUCACUUAUCUAAAUUGAAAGACAUUUUAAAAGAUUUUUCUUCAUAAACAUUAGGUAUAAACAAAAAUGGAAUAAAAAUUUUAAAAUAUUUGGCAGAACAAAAGGUGGAUUGUAACAAUGGGGGUUGUAAUAAUAUAAUAUAAAAUAGAGCUGAUUGUAAUGAAACUAUAGCAAUAGUAAUAACUCUAAAAUUUAAAGAGCUCUUUGAAACUUUUAUAUUAAUCCACAUUCUGCUUCCUGGCCUGCUCUAUGAUUGUCACGCAUCUUCGUAAGUCCUAAUAAAUCAGGUAAUAACGAAAUUAUUUUAGAUUAUUUUGUUAAAAGAAAGAAAAGAAAUAAUGGUAAAAAUGAGACAAAGAAACAUAUGACUGGUCCUGACAUCAAGGAGAGGUGUAAAUGUUCAGGAAGUACCCUAUAAAUAUCAGUCUUUGCAAGAUAACUGCAGUGGAUUAAACUACGUGUCCAUGGCACCAAACAGCACAACUAAAUUAGUUGUAGCCAGCUUGCUAAAUUACUAUAUUUCAAAGUAUGCCAUGAAGCUAAAAGUGGUGUUAAUUGUUAAAAUUAUCACCUUAUUCCUAUAAAACAUUCAGUGAAAUAAACUAUUUUCAAGCAAAUGCAAAUCUUAGCCUAUGUUCACAAUGAAUUUGUGACCAUGAGCUGACGUGAGUCAUACAGCUACAUAGCCAGGAGCUUCCCUUCGUGCCCAGUCAUCCACAUGGCUCACCCUAUGUCCUCGGCAUCAGUGCUUAGCUAAAACACCUUUGGCUAAAAGGAUUGGUGGUCCACCUCCUCCCGUCGCUGUGUGUUAGUGUCUGCCUGGGAAUCCCCUCUCAUUCCACACCUUCAUGAUGAAUAAGAUCGCUGCUUCUUCCUCAAGCAGAUUUUUCCGGAAGCCAAACACUAUGUCUGCUGCCUAUCCACACUUUAUUAAAAUGUUACAGAGAACAGGAUGAGCCAGUUCCUUUCCCCCAUAGGGGAGGAUGGUCAGGGAAAAUAUUCCCCCCACCUUCUGAAGCCAUCUUGUAACUAAGCUCAGGGUCAUGACACAUCAUAACCCCAAGGGUGUUUGCUAAGCACCCCCAUUAGUACUCUAGCAAACAGUUACUAGGGAUAAUGAGGUUUGUUGUCUCUCAGAUUAGUUACUUAGGCCCAGAUUCUCAAAGGUAUUUAGGUGCCUAACUCAAAUGAGGGAGGUGGCUAAAUAUCUUUGAGAAUCUGGGCCCAGGUGGCUACAGAGAUGAAAGAGGUAUGGGGAGGCUGGCACAAGCUUGCCUCUUCACCCCCUCAAAGCAUUUAAUGGUGUGGAGAGCAGCCCAUAGCGCUUAGCAAGGUGAAUGGGCACCUGCCGUUCCUUGUAGUUCUAGCGAGAAGGGGGUCAGCUGUAUUGGACAUUCUUCGUGGAGUUUUGCAUUUUGGAACUCAGGUUCUCUUCCAGCCCCUGAGAGCAGAACUAUACAAGGUUAAGUUUGUGCAUCUACCACCCGGUGGGGGGAGGGGGUCACACAGUCAUCCACACUGUCCUUUCAAUAAAGCCUUUAGCCUCUUUGAGGCGUGCAUUUGUUAUGGGUCACUUUGGUAUCAGAUGUUUGUAAUUAAUCAUGACUUCAGGAAUCACAUUAAUAAUAAAAAGCAUGUGGCACACCCCAAA
This is a messenger RNA of Chelonia mydas (Green sea turtle), 5024 nucleotides long. RefSeq names its product catenin alpha 3 (gene CTNNA3). The record is from RefSeq and is a predicted model, not a curated record. Gene Ontology annotation, molecular function: beta-catenin binding; actin filament binding; cadherin binding. Gene Ontology annotation, cellular component: adherens junction; fascia adherens. Bases 111 to 2831 code for a protein of 906 amino acids. Gene Ontology annotation, biological process: cell migration; cell-cell adhesion. The transcript is spliced from 18 exons. NCBI's taxonomy places the organism in Eukaryota, Metazoa, Chordata, Testudines, Cheloniidae.